AUGUCUUUCGUCGCCUCCGCCGCACGCGCUGCAUCUCGCCGCGCCUUCGCUACCUCCUCGCGCCUGGCGAGCAACUCGUCCACUGCCCGCGCCUCCGCCAUCAGCGGCACGAUUCGCAGCAGCAUCCAGCGCGCCCAGGCCGAAGCCAGCGACGAGGCCUUCAAGGCCGGCGUCGUCUACACGCUGGUUGGAGUCUCGGCGCUCGGCGCGGGCUACCUCGUAGUCGCGCCAAAGGAGGGCAAGACCGUCAGCCAGCGCGACCUCCUGUGA
Messenger RNA from Verruconis gallopava, 270 nucleotides. RefSeq lists its product as uncharacterized. The record is from RefSeq and is a predicted model, not a curated record. Bases 1 to 270 code for a protein of 89 amino acids. The transcript has 2 exons. Lineage: Eukaryota; Fungi; Ascomycota; Dothideomycetes; Venturiales; Sympoventuriaceae.